Clupea harengus (Atlantic herring) is the source of this 1848-nucleotide messenger RNA. It is a transcript of the gene tex30, whose product is annotated as testis expressed 30. Bases 300 to 1175 code for a protein of 291 amino acids. The transcript has 8 exons. The record is from RefSeq and is a predicted model, not a curated record. NCBI's taxonomy places the organism in Eukaryota, Metazoa, Chordata, Actinopteri, Clupeiformes, Clupeidae.
GACGUGGAGGUUACCUCGGACCCUGCUGACAUAUGAGAUCCUUAUCCUGUUGGCAGUGAGGGGUGGCGUUCAUCUCUUCAUCCACUUUCACUGACGCUUAGGGGGGUCCUUUAGGCAUUAAGAGGGUAAUUUGUUAAGGUGAAACCUCAGAAGCAUUAUUGAGCUUGUGAGGCUAAUGAUAUUGGGCAACUUUCUGGGGCAAAUUGAGAAGGAACUGCUCGUGUCGACUCCUAAACAGUAGAUGGCGCUGUGCGGCUGAUAUUAAGUCAGCUAUAUGACCGCGCCAUACUUUAAAUGCUAUGGCGGAGUGUUCAGAGGAAACAAUAAAAAUACCCUUCGCGGAGAAGUGGCUGGACGCUGUGAUAACUGUCCCCGAUAAGGUUGCGGAUGUGCGGACCGUGCUGGUCCUCACCCACGGGGCUGGCGGAGACAUGAACUUCAGGCACCUGGUGUCGUUGGCGCAGGCCGUGGCAGCGUGUGGGGACCUCUGUGUGCGGUUCACCUGUAAAAGCCUGAAUCUGACGUACAGAGUGAAAGCCUACGGGGCCGUGCUGAAAUAUUUGAAAAGCCACGACAGGUUCACACUGACAAAAUUCUUCCUAGGCGGGCGCUCCAUGGGUGCGCGCGCAGCCGUCUCUCUGGCCAGGCAGCUCAGUGACGAGGGUGACGAGUGUGUGCAGGGCAUGGUGUGUGUGUCCUUCCCCCUCCAUCCCCCAGCUCAGACACACACACACCAGCAGCGCAGCCAGGACCUCCGAGCGCUAUCCCAUCAGCCAGUGCUCUUCAUCUCUGGGACCGCAGACAACAUGUGCAAGAGGAAGCUUCUGGAAGAGCUGGUCGGGGACAUGCGAGCCCCCACAGCUGUGAGAUGGGUGGAGGGGGGCAGCCAUGGACUCACCGUCAGGGGGAGGCCUGAGGAGGCCGUGCUGAAGGAGGUCAACACACACGUCACAGAGUGGAUACACACACACACACACGUCACAGAGUGGAUACACACACACACGUCACAGAGUGGAUACACACACAGAUCUCAGAAUGACAUCACGUCACAGAGUGGAUACACACCCAGGUCUCCGAAUGACAUCAUCACACAUCACAGAGUGGAUACACACACAGGUCUCCGAAUGACAUCAUCACACAUCACAGAGUGGAUACACACACAGGUCUCAGAAUGACAUCACGUCACAGAGUGCAUACACACACACACGUCUCCGAAUGACGUCAACACACACGUCACAGAGUGGGUACACACACACAGGUCUCAGAAUGACAUCACGUCACAGAGUGGAUACACACACAGGUCACAGAGUGGAUACACACACAGGUCUCCAAAUGACAUCAGCACACACACGUCACAGAGUGGAUACACACACAGGUCUCAGAAUGACAUCACGUCACAGAGUGGGUACACACACAGGUCUCAGAAUGACAUCAACACACAGGUCACAGAGUGGAUACACACACAGGUCUCCAAAUGACAUCAGCACACACUUCACAGAGUGGAUGACCGGUCUCAGAAUGACAUCAAAACACACGUCACAGAGUCGUAUCAGCAGGUCAUAGACUAGGUUAGUACUCCACACAAUGAGACACGUGUCUGACUGCUGUGUAAUGAGAAAUACUGCUGAAAUAUGCAAAGGCUGAACCCUGUUAUAUAUUGUUAUUACCUGUAUAUUAGAUGGUGUAAAUAAAGUUUAAAAUGAAUACCCAGCUGUCUAUGACAUAGCAGAACAGUUUGGCAAAUAUAAGUAAUAAAUAUUGUAAUAUUUAAUUCUAUUUAAAUAAACAUUGUAUUGUAUGUGUACGUUCAAGUUAUACCUUUUGUGAACUUAAUAAAGUUUUGAUAAA